CUUUUAUCAGGCGAGCCUCGCGGUGGGGAGUGGACUGGUGUGCCGGAGCUCGGCCGGGGAAGGAGGUGUCCGCCGCCGGCUCGGCUCGGCUGGCCCGGCCUGGGAGGCGUCGCGAGCGGACGAUGCUCCGCCUGGUGUCGCUGAAGUUGGGCAGGCUGUACCGUUACGUGAAGCUGGCGGCGCUGGCCCUGCUGGCGGCGGCGCUGGCGCUGAACUCUCCCUCGCUGCUGGCCUCCCUCCAGCGGAACGAGCUCUCGGAGCGGCGCUUCCUGCAGCUGAACAAGUGCCCGGCCUGCUGGGGGACCAGCUGGUGCCGCAAGUUCCUCAACGGGCAGCUGCGCCUCGAGAGCUGGGGCCGCCUCCGCCUCCUCGACUUCCUCAACGUCAAGAACGUCUUCUUCGCGCGCUACGGGGAGCCCCGCGAGGGCAGCCGCCGCGUCGUCCUCAAGCGCCUCGGCUCCGCGCGGGAGCUGGCCGAGCUCGACGCCAAGAUCUGCCGCCGCGCCAUCGCCGCCCCGGCCCCAGGGUUAGGCCCCGCCGGCAGGGGACGCUGCGACCUCCCGCAGGCCCUCCACGCCACCGAGUUCGCCGCCAUCAACGGAGACGUCCGCCUCCUCACCCCGGACGCCGUGGAGGGCUGGUCCGACCUGGUGCACUGCCCCUCGCAGCGCCUGCUCGACCGCCUCGUCCGCCGCUACGCCGAGACCAAGGACUCCGGAAGCUUCCUCCUCCGGAACCUCAAGGACGCCGAGCGCAUGCAGCUCCUCAUCACGCUCGCCUUCAACCCGGAGCCCCUCGUCCUGCAGAGUUUCCCUUCUGAUGAGGGAUGGCCAUUUGCAAAGUAUUUGGGAGCAUGUGGAAGAAUGGUGGCUGUAAACUAUGUGGGAGAAGAACUGUGGAGUUACUUCAGUGCCCCGUGGGAAAAGCGAGUUGACCUGGCAUGGCAGUUAAUGGAAAUAGCAGAACAACUGACAAACAAUGACUUUGACUUUGCACUCUACCUCCUUGAUGUCAGCUUUGACAACUUUGCAGUAGGCCCUAGAGAUGGGAAGGUCAUCAUUGUGGAUGCAGAAAAUGUGUUGGUGGCAGAUAAAAGGCUGAUCAAGCAAAAUAAACCUGAAAAUUGGGAUGUAUGGUACGAAAGCAAGUUUGAUGACUGUGAUAAGGAAGCUUGCCUUUCUUUCUCAAAGGAGACUUUGUGCACUCGUGUCACUGUGGACCAUAACUACUAUGCUAUUUGCCAGAACCUUUUAUCAAGACAUGCCACCUGGCGUGGCACUUCUGGAGGGCUGCUUCAUGAUCCUCCAGCUGAUAUUGCCAAAGAUGGUCGACUUGAGGCCUUGCUGGAUGAAUGUGCCAAUCCAAAGAAGCGAUAUGGUAGAUUCCAAGCUGCAAAAGAAUUGCGUGAAUACCUUGGCCGACUAAGUAAUAAUGUGAGGUAGUUCAUAGUGCAUAGAUGGUCAGAAACUGUAUGAUGCUGGGACAAAAGCAUAUGGACAAUUGAGUUCUGAACAUCAAAUAAGCUAAAUGAAAGAAAAAAAAUCCACAAACCAAUAUGGUACAUGGAGGAUGUUCUGUAUAAACUGACAAAGCUACAUAUCUCACUGCAGCUUGAACUAUUUUUGACUUGCAUGGGAGGAGUGACAACUUAAUUGACUCACAUCAAAUAGGACUUCACACAAACCUGCGAUAGUACCACAAUUUUAUGAGACAGAUGUCCUUCCUUGGAAAGUCAAGUUAUACCGGCCUGUUUUAAAGGCUUUUAUUUCUGACAUCAUUGUGUUGUCUUCAUCCCACUCUUGCACCCAACUUAAGUGGUGUUUAAGUACAUGCUGACAAGCCCUAGGUGUUCCUUGUUCCUGAAACUAGUAGGCUUUCAUCAAAUGCUGUGUACCAUUUGAGUACAAGAUUCCUAUGAUUAUUCUUUAUGUUGAGUUUUCCCCAUUGUUUCUUACUGUUUGUAUGCCUUAUUAAAGAUAUGCUUAUAAAAGCAGUCUUAACUGUUGUGUGAACAUAAAUUAGUUACAUCUGAAUUAUUUGUAAAUCUCCUGCAGGUAGUGAUUCACUGAUUGGUUAAGUAUAAAAUUCCAUCUCUAUUCCAGUAUUUAUAAAUGUCCACUCAACAGGGAAUAACUGCUAAAGAAACUGCUAAUAAAGGUAAAGGAUUCAGUUCAUGCUUAAUCAUGCUUACAGUAGACCUACUGAAAGCAGUGGCAUCAAAAUCAGUUGUAAUUAAAUGGGAUUUGGAUAUCAGUGAGAAAUUUGUUUGGAAAGAAGCAGUACAGUUAGUUAAAAUGAAGUCAAAACUUUACUAGUAUAGUAAACCACAAGCCAAAGAAAAUGGUUGUGUAUCAGUGUGUAGUUACUUAAUAUUAUGUACUGUAGUGACACUAACCCACUGACAGUUUUCAGCAGGUUUAUACUUACUCUUCGAAGAAGUUUCCUUUUAGUUAAAAGCCUAGGAAGAUCAAGACACAAAUGGGAAAAUGCCUAGCAGGCUAGCAUUUGUUCUGCAUUAUUCACAGUUCUGCUGAAUUUGCAAUGUAAUGAUGUUUACGGGACAUUCAACCAUGAGGUUGACUAUUUAAUAGUACUCUUCACAUUAACUGUAGAGGCCUUGCAUUGCAUUAAGUUUUUAAUUUGAAAACUUCAGAUGAGUUUUCUGUACCCUGACAUUGCUCUCAUGGACCAGAUGUUGAAUGAAAAAGUAGAUCAUUGCUAACAUGAAUCUUUUAUAGCUUACUUUCCUUUUAUUUCUUCAUGAUUACAGACUUUCUCUUGAUUAAAAUGCUGGGACUCUUGUCCUGAAGAAAGGCUUCUAGUUACAAAAUGAGCCAAGUGACUAGAGCUAACCGUGGUUUUUAAAGGUGAAAUAGGAUGGCUUUGAUCUGAGAAUGAUCAGUAUGGUGCUGAAAAAUGAAUCUAUACAAACUGAGCAAAGUAGUAGGAAAAGAAUGAAAAAGCCUACUCCAUUUCAAAGCUUUGCAAAUAAGCAGAUUAUCUCAGAGAGUUAAAAAAAAUAAAUUGCAGAGUUUUUCAUUAAUUUCUGUUUGGGCUGAUAGUUAUAAUAUAAAGCUGCUUAUUUGCACAUUGUGUCUCUACAGUGUAGUUCCUUUCAUUUAAUUGUUGUACUGUCUUCAUCCAGAAUAAUUCUUUUUUGCCAUGGUAACCUUUUUUCACCUCUGAUACGUUAACCCAGAGAACAUGAGGCAUUCUUGAGUCCCACUGAAAUUGAGAUUUCAGUGUGAAAUGCUACUUAUUUUGGAAAGUCUAAUGUUCUUUGAAUUCCUUUUCAUUUAUUCACAUCUGAUUUUCAUUGGCUUUCUUUUGGUUCAUGAACUGAGCAAAACUUAAAUAUGAGAGAAAACACUAGCCUACCACAAAAGGCCUUGUUUUACCACAAUAUUAAUUUAACCCACACGUUCUGAUGAAUGAGAUGUAUGAUUGUUGUAGGCUUUAAACAACAGAAAACACUGCCAACUAUCGAGGCAGUUCAGCUGCCAAAUGUUCCUUGUGAGGUUGGGGUUUGGAGUUCGUUAUUCCCUCUUGAAAUAAUGUGCUGAUAUGUAGGAUUCUAAUGACAGAAAGAAUCCAAAAUUUUCAGUCUACAGGGAAAACAUCUAUGUGGAAAGCAAUAAGUUUUCUUCAAUUUGCACCUAUCAAGUAUUUAUUGUACAAGGACAAUUUAUAUUUUUAGUCAUUGCCCACAAAUAAUGGUGAAAUAUUUUUGAACGACAUGUUUGGGAUUUGUAUGUGCAUAAAAUUGUCUUUUGUACUGUAAGUUACUGUUUAAUUUGAUUAUCAAGACUGUCUCCUGUGCCUUUAUACUAAGGUUGUUUUUACAACUUCUCUUGACUAUUAAUAAAAAAUUACUUUAAGAAA
Messenger RNA from Anolis sagrei ordinatus, 3882 nucleotides. It is a transcript of the gene DIPK2A, whose product is annotated as divergent protein kinase domain 2A. Gene Ontology annotation, cellular component: COPI vesicle coat. The record is from RefSeq and is a predicted model, not a curated record. Gene Ontology annotation, biological process: cardiac muscle cell proliferation; regulation of phosphatidylinositol 3-kinase/protein kinase B signal transduction. NCBI's taxonomy places the organism in Eukaryota, Metazoa, Chordata, Lepidosauria, Squamata, Anolidae.